UUCUUAACAGGCCGUGGAUUUGGAGAAACCCAUUUCCUAAUGGGUAUCAGAUCUUGUUUUGUUUUGUUUUAUGUAAUUUUUGUAGCUAUGAGAUGGGUUAGUACAAGGGCCACUAAUAAGAAAACCGUGUUGCGAUGAUUAAGAAUGGAGUUUCUCCUGUGGGAUAUGAGCUGGGUUGUGUUUGAAUAUCAAACAGUUGGUCAAUUCAAAUAAGAUUUUUAUUUAUUACUUUUAGGUCUGAAUGAAGUGUCAAAUUGCCAUUUACUAUUUGAGACUUUUGUUAUUCGAGUGGAGGAGAUAUGAUAUCAGGAUAAUUUUAUAGAGAGAGGAAAAGCAUGGGUGGUCAGAGAAGUUUUGAUGUGUGCUUUUACUUGGGUUUUGAUCUGAAUCUGAACAUUUUUUCAAGGUUGGAUGUGAAGUCCUUGGGCAGAUGUAUUGCUGUGUCCAAGGAGUGGAAAGAUGUUGCUGUGUCGGAUGCUUUGUGGGAGAAACACAAAAGGGAAUUGUGGGAAGGGAAGGUUUAUAUUGAUCCAAAAGCUCUCAGGCCUAGUCUUCGUCCAGUAGAGGCUUUUGCUAUUUCUAUAAGGGAAAGCCGCCGGACGAGGUUGACUAUGGAGGAGAUUUGCAGUUUCACCUGGACAGUGCAUUUCAAAUCCAAUGCACCAGCAUAUUGGCUAUCGAUGGAUCCAAUUUAUAAUGGACUGCCUCCAAUGCAACGGUUUUUUCAUCCUGACGGUUAUGUAAGCCCAGGACCCAAUGACCCCGUUUGGGGAGGCCAUGAAUGCAAUUGGAAGUUUGUAAAUGUGGGAGGAGAACGAGUGAAUGUGCGAAUAAACAGCUGGGUCAGCUUGCAGGUUGAGCGCACACCAAACUGGGGAUGGACUAUGAACAAUUUACUGGUUACUUAUAGCGCGCCAAAUUGUUUUCCGGUGGGUUCCCCAUCUGAGAGUCACGGAUGCCAACAACCCGGCACUUCAAUCUGCCACUACUCAAGGAGUCGGAAAGAAUGAAAAAUAAGCAGGAUUUUGAAUUGUGCUCCGCCACCCGGUUUCAUAACUGAUGUGAGAUAUCGUAUAUAUGACGGUCAUUAUGUUCAGUUUUGUUUGCCUUUAAUCCGGUGUACGUUUGAUUCUGUAUCAUAAGUGAGCUUGCUUUGACAGUUACAGACGUUCAUUGAGAAGAGUUGAGAUUUCCAUGAUCUUCUACGGUUAUAUAGAUUAUUUGUAGUUGCGUGCCCUUCUUUGGCUUCUGUGGCGGAUUGAAUAAGGACUCUGAUUUUUUUUGAGUUGGCACUGUUAAAACGGAUUCUCUGAAGAACAGGAGGAAGGUGCAUGAACCUCAAUAUUGUAAUAUUAUUUAUCCUUCUCAAUCUCCGAAUAACGGGAAGAAAGUGCAUGAACUUCCUUUACUGUAAUAUCAUUUAUGCUUCUCGAUCUCCGAAUAAUGGGAUGAAAGUGCAUGAACCUCAUUUACUG
Molecule: messenger RNA, 1475 nt
Organism: Cryptomeria japonica (Japanese cedar)
Lineage: Eukaryota; Viridiplantae; Streptophyta; Pinopsida; Cupressales; Cupressaceae
Exons: 3
Coding region: 336-1010 (224 amino acids)
Molecular function (GO): protein binding
Source: RefSeq, a predicted model, not a curated record